GUACGAGCUUCACUGAUGUUGUGUUUAAAAAUGGGACGUCGCUCCUCGGACACGGAAGAAGAGAACAGAAGCAGAAGGAAAAAGAAACACCGCAGGCGUUCAUCUUCAAGUAGCUCCUCAGACAGCAGAACAUACAGCCGUAAAAAAUCUGGAAGGAAAUCGAGGUCAAGGUCGCGGUCUCGGGAUCUCCAGUCUCGCUCACAUUCUUAUGACAAAAGACGCAGACACAGAUCAAGCAGUAGCUCUUCAUAUGGAUCUAGAAGAAAACGCAGUCGUAGCCGAUCAAGAGGCAGAGGCAAAUCCUACAGGUCUCAAAGAUCGAGAUCAAAAAGUAGAACAAGAAGAUCGCGCUCAAGACCUCGUCAACGUUCUUAUAGUCGAAGUAGUGAAAGAUCCAGUCAUAGGAGAACUCAUAGUGGGUCUCGUGAAAGAGAGCGGCGUAAAGGCAGAGAGAAAGAAAAAGUAAAAGAGAAAGGCAAAGGAAAAGAGAAGGAGAUAUGUGGCGCGAAGCAUGGGGACCCUGGAAACAUCAAAGCUGGAUUAGAACAUCUGACUCCUGCUGAACAGGCCAAAGCUAGAUUACAGCUGGUUCUUGAGGCAGCUGCUAAAGCAGAUGAAGCAUUAAAGGCUAAAGAGAGAAGUGAAGAAGAAGCAAAGAAAAGAAAGGAAGAAGACCAAGCCACCCUAGUAGAGCAAGUGAAACGAGUGAAAGAAAUUGAAGCUAUUGAAAGUGACUCCUUUGUUCCACAGACAUUCAGAUCCAGUAAAGAAGUCAAAAAGUCAAUAGAGCCUGCUGAACUAAAACAUGAACCUGUAACAAUAGGAGCGGGAACUGUUGAAGCAUCUGCUCCUGAAAAAGAAACAGCACCUGCCAAUAUCCCUACUGCCAUCAAAUACCAGGACGAUAAUUCUUUAGCACAUCCAAAUCUGUUUAUCGAGAAGGCAGAAGCAGAAGAGAAAUGGUUUCAGAGGCUGAUGGCACUUCGGCAGGAAAGGCUGAUGGGCAGUCCGGUGGCCUGAACAAACUCCUGUGACCAUAGUGUACAAGAUCUCAAUGAAUGCUGAGAAAUUCUACCAUUAAAUGUUUUAUUUUUCUCUUUUGAGGGGAUUUUAAUACUCAGUAUGAGAUGUACAGAGAAUAAAUAUUUCAACCGAAUAAACAAGAGUGUUCUAUCCUCAGUUUUUUUCCCCUAACUCAUUGCUGGGUUACUUGUAGCGCUGAGAAGGGAAGGCUUUCAGAGCAGUGUAAUUUGCUUUUUCUGUACUGGAUUCCUCUUGGGUGCAGACUUGACAGCCCAAGGAGACGUAAUUUUAUACCUCCCAAUCCCCCCAAAUAUAUAACCGUGUAGCAGUUUAAAGAUAAAUGAAAAAAAUAAGACUGUCAAAGAAAGUUCAGAUUUACCAGUGCUCAGACAGUAGGAGUACAAAUGAUUCCGCCCUGGGCCAUUAGAUCUUUUGCAGCCGUAGAAGGAUUCAGGGCAAAUUAUGUUGCUGUUAUCUCGUCUUCCUUCCGCCUUGUGUUACGGGAGCAGCUUUUGAAUCCUGAACAUCUGUGGGCAGUCUCCUCGCUGAGGGGCUGUUCUGAAUUGAUGCGCUCAUCCGCCCGCUCCAGCCUUGUCCGGGGUCCUCGCUUUUGGUGGUCUGGAGUGGAAAGAAAUGUUUUAAAUUUCCCUGAGUAUCUGCCCACUACUGUUAGCAUCCUGCUAGAUGUAAGGAAAAACUAUGUUAACCUUUUAGAUAAAUUUGUUACAUUUUCAGCAGUUUUCAAUAACUGUAUUUCCUAUGCAAUUUUAAGCAUAUUAAGAUGAUCAAUAAUAAGGCAAAGACAGUCUUCUCUGAAUUCUUAAUGGGAAAUAACAUAAAGAUUGUGUCUACUGAUACAGACCUUUAUCAAAAAGACAAAUGAAAUACCUCUUACUGUACAGACAGUUUUCAGUAUAUGAAGUUACCAUUUUGUCCAAGUGUGACUUUAAAAUAAUGGGAGAUUAGUCACAUUUGCCCAUCUCAAGCUUAUCCCUCAGGUAUAUUUAAAAAAUAUGGAUCUGUCCGUCAUCUAACUAAAUUCCAGAGAUCAACCAAAUAAAAUACAAAAGUAUUUCUUUUGAGGUGUUUGGUAAAUCUGUGAGAAAACUAUUCCAUCAAGAGAAGACUAAAAUAAGCCUCCAACUAUUGGACAUAAUAUCUCAUUGAAAUUACCUGCCUGGGCUUUUCUUUGGGAAUGAAGAAAUUUGUAAGGCCUUUUUCUUUUGUAAAAAAAAAAAAAAAAAAGUUUACUUUUCCUUCUUCUCAGAUCUGCAGUGAAAACAAUCAGAGGGAAAAAGAUUCUGGAAAUGUACUUUGGUAGUCUUAUUUAUGUUUAGAUCAUUGAUGGAAAAUGUAUUAAAUUUGCAUUCUAACAUGUUUUUAAUUUUUCAUUGUGAACACUGUUAGUUUUAUGUGGUCCUACAUUAAAAUGGCUAUCUGUGUUUCAAGACUAUCUUGUCUGCAACAAAAAGUGGAAAAAAAAGUUGUCUUGUUUCAUUUCAGCAUUUUCAAGUGGCAAAUAUCUGUCGUUGUCCUGUUUUCUAAUCACUUUCUAUGUUUCUUUCAAAGUAAAUAAAAAACUGUGAUCCCUAC
Molecule: messenger RNA, 2616 nt
Organism: Anas platyrhynchos (mallard)
Lineage: Eukaryota; Metazoa; Chordata; Aves; Anseriformes; Anatidae
Gene: RSRC1
Product: arginine and serine rich coiled-coil 1
Biological process (GO): alternative mRNA splicing, via spliceosome
Cellular component (GO): nucleus; cytoplasm
Source: RefSeq, a predicted model, not a curated record